Condylura cristata (star-nosed mole) is the source of this 2830-nucleotide messenger RNA. RefSeq names its product splicing factor 3b, subunit 2, 145kDa (gene SF3B2). Lineage: Eukaryota; Metazoa; Chordata; Mammalia; Eulipotyphla; Talpidae. The transcript has 21 exons. Bases 31 to 2667 code for a protein of 878 amino acids. Gene Ontology annotation, cellular component: U2-type spliceosomal complex; nucleus; catalytic step 2 spliceosome. Gene Ontology annotation, biological process: mRNA splicing, via spliceosome. The record is from RefSeq and is a predicted model, not a curated record.
GGAUUGGUCGCGCGCCUUCUUGCGGCUAAGAUGGCGGCUGAGCAUCCCGAGGCUCCAAAAGGGGAGUUGCAGCUGCCGCCGCCGCCGCCUCCUGGACAUUAUGGCGCCUGGGCGGCCCAGGAACUACAAGCUAAGUUGGCAGAGAUCGGAGCUCCGAUCCAGGCAGGGAGUCGCGAGGAGCUGGUAGAACGGCUGCAGACCUACACUCGCCAGACUGGCAUCGUGCUCAACCGGCCCGUCCUGAGAGGUGAAGAUGGGGACAAAGCUGCUCCUCCCAUGUCAGCGCAGCUCCCUGGGAUUCCCAUGCCGCCGCCACCUAUGGGGCUCCCUCCACUGCAGCCUCCUCCUCCACCGCCGCCGCCACCACCAGGCCUUGGCCUUGGCUUUCCUAUGGCAGUUGGCCCCCGCCCACCAAACUUGGGCCCCCCACCUCCUCUCCGGGUGGGCGAGCCUGUGGCAUUGUCCGAGGAGGAGCGGCUGAAGCUGGCCCAGCAGCAGGCAGCAUUGCUGAUGCAGCAAGAGGAGCGUGCCAAGCAGGCAGCUGUGUUACUGGAACAGGAACGGCAACAGGAGAUCGCCAAGAUGGGUACCCCAGUCCCUCGGCCUCCUCAAGACAUGGGUCAGAUUGGUGUUCGCACCCCCCUGGGUCCUCGUGUGGCGGCUCCAGUGGGUCCCACUCCCACUGUUUUGCCCAUGGGGGCUCCGGUUCCCCGACCUCGUGGUCCCCCACCACCCCCUGGAGAUGAAAGCAGAGAGAUGGACGACCCCUCUGUGGGGCCCAAGAUUCCCCAGGCUUUGGAAAAGAUCCUGCAGCUGAAGGAGAGCCGCCAGGAAGAGAUGAACUCUCAGCAGGAGGAAGAGGAGAUGGAAACAGACACUCGCUCGUCCCUGGGCCAGUCAGCAUCGGAGACGGAGGAGGACACGGGGUCUGUGUCCAAAAAAGAGAAAAACCGGAAGCGUCGCAACCGAAAGAAGAAGAAAAAACCCCAGCGGGUACGGGGGGCAUCAUCUGAGAGCUCUGGGGACCGAGAGAAGGAGUCCACGCGACCUCGGGGCUCAGACUCCCCCGCUGCUGAUGUGGAAAUCGAGUAUGUGACUGAAGAGCCUGAGAUUUACGAGCCCAACUUCAUCUUCUUCAAGAGGAUAUUUGAGGCGUUCAAGCUCACCGACGACGUGAAGAAGGAGAAAGAGAAGGAGCCUGAGAAACUGGACAAGAUGGAGAACUCUGCAGCCCCCAAGAAGAAGGGCUUUGAGGAGGAGCACAAGGACAGCGACGACGACAGCAGUGACGACGAGCAGGAAAAGAAGCCAGAGGCCCCCAAACUGUCCAAGAAGAAGUUGCGCCGUAUGAAUCGUUUUACCGUGGCAGAACUAAAGCAGCUCGUGGCGCGGCCCGACGUCGUAGAGAUGCAUGAUGUGACAGCACAAGACCCCAAGCUCUUGGUUCACCUCAAGGCCACCCGGAACUCAGUGCCUGUGCCACGCCACUGGUGUUUUAAGCGCAAGUACCUGCAGGGCAAACGAGGCAUUGAGAAGCCCCCGUUCGAGCUGCCAGACUUCAUCAAGCGCACAGGCAUCCAGGAGAUGCGCGAGGCGCUGCAGGAGAAGGAAGAGCAGAAGACCAUGAAGUCCAAAAUGCGAGAGAAGGUUCGGCCUAAGAUGGGGAAGAUCGACAUCGACUACCAGAAGCUGCACGACGCCUUCUUCAAGUGGCAGACCAAACCCAAACUGACCAUCCACGGGGACCUGUACUAUGAGGGGAAGGAGUUUGAGACCCGACUGAAGGAGAAGAAGCCAGGAGAUCUGUCUGACGAGCUGAGGAUUUCCUUGGGGAUGCCAGUAGGCCCGAACGCCCACAAGGUGCCGCCCCCGUGGCUGAUCGCCAUGCAGCGCUAUGGCCCGCCCCCGUCCUACCCCAACCUGAAGAUCCCCGGGCUGAACUCGCCCAUCCCGGAGAGCUGUUCUUUUGGGUACCAUGCUGGCGGCUGGGGCAAACCACCCGUAGACGAGACCGGAAAACCGCUCUAUGGGGAUGUGUUUGGGACCAACGCCGCUGAGUUUCAGACCAAGACUGAGGAAGAAGAGAUUGAUCGGACCCCUUGGGGGGAGCUGGAGCCAUCUGAUGAAGAGUCUUCUGAAGAAGAGGAAGAGGAAGAGAGUGAUGAAGACAAGCCCGAUGAGACGGGCUUCGUUACCCCUGCAGACAGUGGCCUCAUCACUCCUGGAGGGUUCUCGUCAGUUCCAGCUGGAAUGGAGACCCCCGAACUCAUUGAGCUGAGGAAGAAGAAGAUUGAGGAGGCGAUGGACGGAAGUGAGACUCCUCAGCUGUUCACUGUGUUGCCAGAGAAGAGAACAGCCACCGUUGGGGGCGCCAUGAUGGGAUCAACCCACAUCUAUGACAUGUCCACGGUUAUGAGCCGCAAAGGGCCAGCCCCAGAGCUACAAGGGGUGGAGGUGGCCCUGGCACCGGAAGAGUUGGAGCUGGACCCCAUGGCCAUGACCCAGAAGUAUGAGGAGCAUGUGCGGGAGCAGCAGGCACAGGUGGAGAAGGAAGACUUCAGUGACAUGGUGGCUGAGCAUGCUGCGAAGCAGAAGCAAAAGAAACGAAAAGCUCAGCCCCAGGACAGCCGCGGGGGCAGCAAGAAAUAUAAGGAAUUCAAAUUUUAGGGCCCCUCCACACAUUGGUCCUUCUUUAGGCCCUUUGCCUGGACGCCUGGGCGUCACACUUGGUUCCCCAAGAGCCAGCCCUCCCACCGUUCCUACGGGCUUGUCAUUUCGUGUUCUUUUAGACCUGUUUUGUAAAUAAAGCUGUUUCCCAGGAAAGAGAUGA